AUGUCCAAGUCAGGAUCCCCCUUGCGUCAGAGGGUGGUCAUGCCCCCGAGCUCAUCCAAGAGGGUGCCCUACAUGCUCAUUCCUCUGGAGCCCGGUCAGGUGGACUUGGAGGUGAAGGUCGUGAGCAUCGAAACCUGGGACCAUGUGAGCAAGACCAACCUGGUCCAGGUUUCUGAUCCUCGGGAAAAACAGAGGAAGGAGAACAUGGACACGAUGACCUUCCCUGAUGUGGCCGUGAGCUUCACCCCAGAGGAGUGGACAUGCUUGGAUGCCUCUCAAAGAAAGCUGUACAAGGACGUGAUGCUGGAGACCUACCAGCUUGAUGUGCAUAUGAGGAUUCACAAUGGAGAGAAGCCUUAUGGAUGUAAGGAAUGUGGAAUGGCCUUUGUUGCAUCCUCAAACCUUAUUAGCCAUAUGAGAAUUCACACUGGAGAGAGACCUUAUGUUUGUAAGGAAUGUGGGAAGGCCUUUGUUGAAUCCUCAGGCCUUACUCGGCAUAUGAGAAUUCACAAUGGAGAGAAGCCUUAUGGAUGUAAGGAGUGUGGGAAGGCCUUUGUUUCUUCCUCACACCUUAAUGAUCAUGUGAGAAUUCACACUGGAGAGAAACCUUUUGUUUGUAAGGAAUGUGGGAAGGCCUUUGUUUGUUCCUCAAACCUUACUGUUCAUGUGAGAAUUCACACUGGAGAGAAA
Sorex fumeus (smoky shrew) is the source of this 690-nucleotide messenger RNA. Its product is annotated as putative zinc finger protein 56. Gene Ontology annotation, biological process: regulation of immune system process; negative regulation of transcription by RNA polymerase II; regulation of cytokine production. The transcript has 5 exons. The record is from RefSeq and is a predicted model, not a curated record. The annotation marks the transcript as partial. Lineage: Eukaryota; Metazoa; Chordata; Mammalia; Eulipotyphla; Soricidae.